CAAAUUCAGAGUUUCAUGAGUUUAAAUUGAAUUCUGGUGAUUAAUUCGAUACGCUGCCGGUGUUUUGCUUUAACACCCGCUUUGCGUAAGUCCACACAGCUUGUGAUUGAGUCGGAAUACGGGUGGGAGACGCAGUGAUCUGGUACUGGUGGUACUGGUGGUACUGGUGCAGAGCUGCUGGUUCUUCAGCUGAAUCCUGGUGCAGGUCGGAAUGCAGAGCCUGCAGGUUUCUGCUCCUGGGAAAUGCAUCCUGCACGGAGAACAUGCUGUAGUGCACGGGAAGGUCGCUCUGGCGGUGAGUUUGAACCUGCGCACGUUUCUCCGGCUGCAGGUCACAUCUACACAUGAACUUCACAUCAACCUGCCCAACAUCAGCACCUUCAUGCGCUGGGACACCGAAGCUCUGAAGCUCCUGCUGCCCCCCAGCAAAGAUUCCUCUCUGAGCAGGACGGAGCUGGACGUCGAGCUGAUGAAGAAGCUGCGUGAUUUUGCCGGCGUGGCUGAAGGUUCCACAGACACCAGAAGCAUGGCGGUUCUGUGCUUCCUCUACAUGUACCUGUGUGUGUUCUCCGACUCUCAAGUCCUGCCCAGUAUGACGGUCAGCGUGUGGUCAGAACUUCCUACUGGUGCUGGUUUGGGUUCCAGUGCUGCGUACAGUGUGUGUGUAUCAGCUGCUCUACUGUCGGCCAGAGGAACCAUCAGCUCACCACACACACACCAGGAGGAGACGGUCAGAUGGACUGAGGAGGAGCUGGAGCUGAUCAAUCAGUGGGCAUAUCAGGGUGAAAAGAUCAUUCAUGGCAACCCGUCUGGAGUGGACAACGCUGUGGGUACAUGGGGGGGCUUUCUGCGAUACCAAGCUGGGAAAAUUACACCACUCAGCAGGGUGCCCACGCUCAGGAUCCUCCUCACCAACACCAAAGUUCCCCGCAGCACCAAGCUCCUCGUUUCCAGAGUCAAGGACAACGUCAACAAGUACCCGACAGUGAUGGUGCCGGUGCUGGAGUCGGUGGACGCCAUAUCCCGACUGUGCGAGCAGACUCUGGCGGAGAUGACCACGCAGGGCGCCAGCGCCGAACACUACAGCACGCUGGAGGACCUGAUGGACAUGAAUCAGCACCAGCUGGACGUUCUGGGCGUCGGCCACCCGUCUCUCAGCGCGCUGUGCCAGCUCACGCUCGCCCGGGGUCUUCACAGUAAACUGACCGGCGCCGGAGGGGGAGGCUGCGCCAUCACUCUCCUCCCGCCAGAGACGGACGAGUCGGGGGUGCGGGAGGUGGAGCAGGAGCUCAGACGGUUGGGGUUCGACUGCUGGGAGACGAGUAUCGGAGCGCCGGGGGUCCUCACACACUCGCCGUCCUCGUUUCCACCCAACGUUAGUGCCAUCCUGGCGGAGUACUGAGCAGCGACCGGGUGGAAGAUGCAGUACGUUUGAUUCGAGAUGUAACGAAGACCUGUUGGUCGGCAGGGAGCCGCACAGGCACGAUUGGCUGAUUGGCUGGGAUGGACCCCUGAGUUCACGUCAGGACAUGAAAUCAGGACAGAAAUGAAAAGAAACAUGUACAGAUGAAAUGCAAACAAUACAAACCGAACCACAAAUUUCCCCCGGUCUCAGUCAGACCACGCCCACUUCACAAAGAACUGCAAACAGUUCUGCAGGGUUAGCGAGUGCAUCAGGUCCAGCGUGGAGAGCACCUGCUUCCUCCAGCAGAGGGAACCAGAGCGUCAAUAACUAACUGUUACUGAUCAGACGUAAACUUUUAUACAUCAAAUAAUAUAAAUUAAUACAUUUAUCAUCUGUAACAUUUAUUAUUCAGUUUUAAUUUAAAUCAUCUUAAUAAAAAUCAUUUAAACAUUU
Messenger RNA from Trichomycterus rosablanca, 1858 nucleotides. It is a transcript of the gene mvk, whose product is annotated as mevalonate kinase. The coding region runs from base 212 to 1402 and encodes 396 amino acids. Gene Ontology annotation, biological process: isopentenyl diphosphate biosynthetic process, mevalonate pathway; isoprenoid biosynthetic process; cholesterol biosynthetic process. The record is from RefSeq and is a predicted model, not a curated record. The transcript has 10 exons. Lineage: Eukaryota; Metazoa; Chordata; Actinopteri; Siluriformes; Trichomycteridae. Gene Ontology annotation, cellular component: cytosol; cytoplasm. Gene Ontology annotation, molecular function: mevalonate kinase activity; ATP binding.